AUGGCCGCCCGCUCGCCCGUCAUCGCCUUCACGCCGGCCCCUGCGGUCCCAGCUUCGUUCCCAACGGUGGACCCACCCCCGGCACUUCCCCUCUCGCCUAUCCUGAAUCGGUCCCCCAAUCCUCAGCCUACACCACGCAGCCCCAGACCCGAGUUCGCGGAGCUUCUCACGCCGGCCAAGCUCAGGCGGAAACGGCGGCAUGGGGCCCCAGCGGUUGGUCCACCCUCGUCAGUCGCCGGACCGAGUCGGGGCGGAUGGCAGACGGGCCAAGGGGACGUGUAUAGAGGAGCGGUACUGGACCCGACUGUCCCGGUGGAGAAGAAGGUAGAGACGGACGAUGAGGCGGUGACGUUCGAGAGCUCGAGCAGCGGGUCGACGUGGAGUAUCGUCAGCGAUCUCGAGAGGGGUCGGAGGAAGACUGUGGCUGCUCUUGAGAGAUUGGGGGAGAGGAUAGGUAUGCGACGGGGGAGCGAUACGAGCUCUGCGAGUUCUGCGUCCAGCUCAAGGCUCGACAGGACGCAAUCGCUCGAGCCUCCUCUGCGGAACCAGACGUCUCGGCGACGACUGUCGAUGAGCCGGCGGAUCACGCGGACUCUGACUCGGCGGUCCUCGGUCGAUAGUACGCCGGACGCACCGCGGCGAGAGUACAUACCUCGCAAGAGAGAGUUUGUGCUUCUUCUACCGGAAGGCGAAGGAGGAGGAGAUAGAGUCAUCUCCACGCCGAGUCUACCGGGGGUUUUGGACAGUAUCAAAGGACUACGGGUACGCGCUGGUAUCGAUACCCAGACCCCAGCACCUUCUAGAGGCGGAUCCGCUCCCGGUCGACCUCGUCGUCCACAGGCUCACCGCUCCCACACCUCUUUCGCCCAUCCACCAGUCCCCGUCCGGCUCCACUCUGGGAUCGCCACCCCGCUCGGCCGUUCCCCACUAUCCUCCCCGCCUUUACAGAACGGCACGAAGCCCAAAUCCGUUUCUGACCUCUUACACCUCCCCUCCCCCUCUUCGGCUCCAAACCUCACCGGUCUCGUCUCCUCCUUCCCCUCCAACCCCAUCCCGACCCCACCCGGCCAAGCACAGGGCGCAUGGUGGCUCGACGUAUCGUGCCCCACAUGGGAAGAUCUCCGGGAUAUCGGCGAACUCCUCUCGCUACACCCGCUCACGCUUGAGGAUGUCCUCCAGCAAGAUCCGAGGGAAAAGCUCGAUAUGUUUGAUAAGCUCGGAUACUAUUUUGUGGUUGUCCGGGCGCUGGACGAGACGUAUUUCAAGUAUACGCCGGGAACGGGGUCGGUGGCUAGUAUUGGGGGGCUGGGGAAGGCGGUGCCUAGUCCUGCUUUGUCCGGGGAUAGUGGGAGAACGGCGCAUGAGAAGGAGAAGGCUGCGGGAACUGGCACGGGUAGUCCGGAGCUGGUUACUACGGAUGAGAAGGCCAAGGAGGGGCGUAGAAGAGGAUGGGGGAUGGGAAGAGCAGUGGGGAAGCUAGCGGGGAGACAAGGGGAGAAGGUGGAGAUUGUGGAGGAUAAUCCGGGGAGGGAGGGGCUGGAGGGUGUAGGUGUCGGAGCGGUGAAUGUGUAUCUGGCGGUAUUUGAGGAUGGGGUCGUCAGUUUCCACUACGAAGACAUCUCAAAGCACACCAUCCGCGUCCGAGAUCGUAUCCUCUCGCUCGCAGGCGGGGCCGGAGCGGAACAUACCUCCGACUGGGUUGCACACGGUCUUAUCGACUCUAUUGUCGACGCCUUUUUCCCGCUCAUCCGAUAUGUCGACGGGGAGGUGGACGAUAUCGACUCGUUGACGAUUGAUCCGAGCGUCGAUCCGAGGGCGGCGGUACCGCGGGUCCAGGUGGGGAUGGGUUCGGAGCAGGAGAAGCGGGAGGAGGUGGAGAUGAGUGAAAAGUCACCCCCUAUCUUCGGACUCGGAGGGAUCACCCGUCGCUCGACACCCUCUUCUGGCCUGACAGCCACAGCCACAACGGCCAUCUCGCUCCGUACACGGCUUCGAUCCCGACUACCCAUAGUCCGCUCAACCGCCCCGCCCUCCCGGUUCAACCCCCUCCCAUACCUCCUCCUCGCAUUUCACUCUCUCAUCUACCUCCGCCUCUUCUUCCUUCCUAUAUCCUCAGCGACGCACCGGUCUCACCACGCCACCGAACCGAUCUUUGACCGCACGACCAUGUUGCGCCGAAUAACGGAUCUGAGGCGGCUCGUGACGGGCCUGACGAGGUUGUUGGGGACGAAACAUCAGGUGAUUGGGCGGAUGAGGAAACGCGCGGCGAAAGGGAGUGGGGGGCUGGGGUGGAUCGAAGCUGAUGCCGCAGACCAUAUCCUCCUCCUUCAGACGUCACUCAUGCACUACGAAUACAUCCUCUCGCAUUGUCAACCCGCAUACCUCUCCCAUCUCCAAGUCUCGUUCCACAUCACCCGGGGUGGUAUCGCAAAGCACAUUCUGGCACUUUCUGUCGUUACCAUUUCAAUACUGCCAAUGCAAUUCGUCACCAGUCUACUCGGGACGAACGUCCGUGUCCCGCGCGACGGGGACGCCGACCAUCUAGACGAAAAUGGGGAUCUAGCCGGAUACAUUACAUUCGGCGUGACCACCGCGAUCGUAUUUGUGAUUGUGUGUAUUAUGGUGGGACUUGUGAGGUGGUGGAGAUGGGGAGCGAGGCGGAAGUUUGCGGAAAGAAGGGGGGCGGAGGUACCUUCUGCGUGGGACGGGUAUUGGGGCCUGAAGUAG
Messenger RNA from Dioszegia hungarica, 2727 nucleotides. RefSeq names its product putative cation transporter. Gene Ontology annotation, molecular function: magnesium ion transmembrane transporter activity. Gene Ontology annotation, cellular component: plasma membrane. The transcript has 6 exons. The coding region runs from base 1 to 2727 and encodes 908 amino acids. NCBI's taxonomy places the organism in Eukaryota, Fungi, Basidiomycota, Tremellomycetes, Tremellales, Bulleribasidiaceae. The record is from RefSeq and is a predicted model, not a curated record. Gene Ontology annotation, biological process: intracellular magnesium ion homeostasis; magnesium ion transmembrane transport.